Messenger RNA from Lampris incognitus (smalleye Pacific opah), 3027 nucleotides. It is a transcript of the gene snx19a, whose product is annotated as sorting nexin 19a. Lineage: Eukaryota; Metazoa; Chordata; Actinopteri; Lampriformes; Lampridae. Bases 1 to 3027 code for a protein of 1008 amino acids. The record is from RefSeq and is a predicted model, not a curated record. Gene Ontology annotation, molecular function: phosphatidylinositol binding. Gene Ontology annotation, cellular component: intracellular membrane-bounded organelle; early endosome membrane. The transcript is spliced from 12 exons.
AUGGUCACAGAGCUCAUCACCUGUAAUGUGCUACUGCCCCUCAUAAGCAGGGUAUCUGAUCCUGACUGGCUCAACCAGACCAUUGGGGACAUAUUCACCAAGUCCAAAGAAUCAUCAGAAGCCACCGUGGAAUGUGUUCCUGCGUCUACUCUCUACAGAAAUCAGAUCCAGAGCUAUUCCUGGUCCACCUGUCGUUCAUUCUCUUCAGAUGAAACUGGCCCCAUCAGCCUUCUCUCAGACCUGGAUGAUGAGUACAGCCAAGGUUCGGAUUUCAAGGAUUCCUCACAGGGAAGCAUGAGCUCUAAUUCUUGGGCCUUCUCAGAGCUCAUGGCACAGCGAAAGCUGUUAGGGAUUGGGGCUCUGCUAGCAUGGCUUGUCCUCUUUCAUCUCCUUGUGAAUGUUUGGCUUCUCUGCAUCUUUACCAGUCUGUUGGUGGUGCUAGGGGGUUGGCUCGGUUCCCGUGCUGUAUUGGAUGCUAACAGCCUACUCCACUUGGAGCACUUUGUCCCUCUGGGUAAAGUACAGCCAUCGCUGCACUCACCUGAGCAUGACCGGAGGUUGGAUCAUGAGAUCCACAGUGCUGUCCAUAAAGCCGUACGUGAUUUUGUAUCUUCAUGGUACCGUACUCUGCUGCCUGAUGAGGAGGGGGAGUUCGAGUGUGUGGUGCGGGAUUCAAUGCUGGAAUCAGUAAUGGAAUUGAAGGAGCGAGCCUGUCAUGUGGACAGAAAAGCACUGGUUCAGAGAGCUUUAGAACUAUAUGGCUGCCAUCUUCAGAGCUACAUGACAGCAAAGGAGAUGCAGGCAAAAACAGUACCGUCUCAAAAAGAUGAGGACAGCCUCUGGCAGUUCUACAGCAAAGUUGAGGCCCCUCAUCCUGCUCUGAGCAGUGCUGCCACUGAGCUCAGCUACUCUAGAGCUCUGGUGAACCUCAUUUUACAUGUGCUUGUCCCAUACCCUCACAUGGAAACCAGGAGUGGAGGGUAUAUGGUCACAGAGCUCAUCACCUGUAAUGUGCUACUGCCCCUCAUAAGCAGGGUAUCUGAUCCUGACUGGCUCAACCAGACCAUUGUGGACAUAUUCACCAAGUCCAAAGAAUCAUCAGAAGCCACCGUGGAAUUUGUUCCUGCAUCUACUCUCUACAGAAAUCAGAUCCAGAGCUAUUCCUGGUCCACAUGUCGUUCAUUCUCUUCAGAUGAAACUGGCCCCAUCAGCCUUCUCUCAGACCUGGAUGAUGAGUACAGCCAAGGUUCGGAUUUCAAGGAUUCCUCACAGGGAAGCAUGGUUAGCCUGGCUGGUGCUGGUAAAGUAGAAAGGUGUCAUAAUGGUUUGCUCACCCCAUGCAGAGUUGCGUGCUUGUAUCCAGAGUCUGAUCAAGACUCCCAAUCAUCCGAGUCUAAAAUGAUUUCCAGAGAGUCCCUAAUUCAAACAGAUUCAGACGAUGGCCAGGCAGAAUGCUUCUGUGAUUGGGCUUCUCCAACCAACAUCUAUGGUGCAAUUACUUUCAAGGAUGAUGAGAUGUCUGGCUGCUUUGGCCCUUUGAGGUCUCUGGGGCCAAAGGUGGUGGUGUCAGAAGACUCUCAGUGGCCAGCAGGUAUUGCUCAUGAGCAACCCCCUACUUACUCUCCAAGAGGACUUAAUCUGACCCCCUACAAUUUUGAGGGUCCUAGCAGCCCAGUGACACGUGUUGGCGUCCAGAAUCUGCAUAUCACUGGCACUGACAUUGCUAAAGAGCAACGUGGUGGCACCUGCGCACAUCCCCAUACGCUCUACAUUAUAAAGUAUGAGACAGUGGUUGACUCGGAAAGCCUUGGCACUUUGCAACCUGUGGCAUACCAUACUGUCAGUCGGCGAUAUAGUGAGUUCCUCAACCUGCAAACCCGUUUAGAGGAGAAGCCAGAACUCAAGAAGUUGAUAAAGAAUGUCAAAGGCCCAAAGAAACUGUUCCCUGACCUUUCAUUUGGCAAUGCAGACAGUGACAAAGUGGAGACUCGUAAAGGCCAGCUGGAUGUGUUUCUCAAACAAUUAAGCAAUAUUCCUGAAACUGCCAACAGUGAGGAUAUGCAAGAGUUCCUGGCUGUUAACACAGAUGGUUGCCCCUCUUUUGAAAAAAAACCUCUUGCCAAAUCGAGAAUUGAUAAGAUGGUGGUGCAUGCUUUAGACACCCUGAAGACAGCCUUCCCCCGUUCUGAGCCCCAGAGCCCCACCGAGGACCUGGAAGGAGACUCUGAUGGGAGAACAGCUGACAGCAGAAAAUACAGGAGGCUCAGGUUCCCCAGCAAAAUUGCCCCGUCUCUCAACAUACCCGACUUGCAGCCCAAGGUGACAUACUGUUUUAGUGAAGGCAGCUCGGUACUGAAUGGCCUCACACUGUCAGGCCUGGAGAGCUUCAUCACAGAACAGGAGCUGCGUCUGUGUGGGCCGGUUGAAAGGAAGAACGGAGACGCCGAGCAGGGCUGCAGGCCGCCAGGCAGGGACAGGAAGACCCCAGGGAAAACCCGUGGGACAGACACGGCGGUAGCGGACGUGGCCUUGAACAUUCUGUGUCUGCUGAUGAAGGACCAGUGGAGCUGGCUGUGCACCGAGAACAUCCAGAAAACCAUCAGACUACUCUUUGGCACCUAUAUUGAGAGGUGGCUGGAUGUUGGAGUGGCGCACCUUACCAGUGCCCCCUGCUGGGUGAUUUAUCUGCAGGUGAUGCAGGAGGCCGUGUGGCCAGAAGGGAUUCUGCCUGCCCAGUCCCGGCCGGAGCGCAGCCCUGCUCAAAUAGAAGAAACCAAGGAGGAGUGCCUGGAGUGUCUGAUGCAGCUGGUCCCAGAGAUCAUCACUGACAUGCUGGGCGCUGAGAAGUACAGACUGAGUUUGGAGACCAUGCUGGACUCUCUGCAGGAUCAGCACGUUAACAAGCAUUUGGUGUACUGCAUCUGUGACCUGCUGCUCGAGUUCCUCAUCCCUGAGUCCUUUGAUGAGGCCUUCCAGAGGUCUCUGCUGCACAGCCUGUCUAAGAAUGUGGAGACUCUUCAUACAUGA